This is a messenger RNA of Gasterosteus aculeatus aculeatus (three-spined stickleback), 1627 nucleotides long. RefSeq lists its product as uncharacterized. Gene Ontology annotation, cellular component: plasma membrane. NCBI's taxonomy places the organism in Eukaryota, Metazoa, Chordata, Actinopteri, Perciformes, Gasterosteidae. Gene Ontology annotation, molecular function: protein binding. The record is from RefSeq and is a predicted model, not a curated record.
UUCCCUGUGCGUGCGCGUGCGUGCGCGCACACGCGCACCCGCCGUGAAGGCUGUAUUUCCACAUUCCGCUGUCGGCGGGAGACGCGCCCUCGGGGACCCGGGGGAGGAGCAGAGGUUCGGCGGGCCGCUGGACGCGAGGCGCGCGGCGCGAGGACGGCAGAGAACCUGCCGCUCACAGCCUGGACUCCUGAUCCCGAGCGAGCCGCGUCACCAUGCCGACUCCCGCCAUCCUCACGGCAACCGGGAGCCCUCCGAGGAGUCGCUAGGGCUGCGGGCCCUGCCGGUCUGCGCAGAGAGGAUCCCUCCCAGAGUUGAGAGAGACCCGGAGGCAGAGAUGGUUUGCCAGCUUGGUGCCCUGCUGAUUCUCACCUUGGCGGUGGAGACGGGGCUCGCGGGCGGGUGUGCGUGUCCGGCCGCCGAGGUUUUGCCCCAGUUCCCCUCCCAGGUUCCGGCCGACGUCUGCUGCUUGAACUACUCCGGCUCCUCUUUCAGCCACGUGCGCUGGUCUGUCCUCACAAACGGGACCAACGCGGAGACGCUGGAUCUCUCCUUCUGCAACAUCAGUCACGUUCACGCGGGUGGCGGAGGCGCGUCCGCCCUGCGGAGGGUUCGCUUGGCUCACAACAGACUGACGGCGCUGCCGAGGGACUUUCUGGCCGGCCAGCCCAACCUGACGGAGGUGGACCUGAGCGGGAACCUGAUCGGGGAACUUCCCGAGGGUUUUCUCCGGGGCUCGGACAACCUCCGGACGCUGCGUCUGCAGCAGAACCGGCUGCGCCUCCUCCCGGGCUCUCUGCUGCAGAAGACCGGUCUGCAAAGGCUGGAGCUGGAUGGAAACCCCUGGGACUGCUCCUGCUUGUUUCUGCAAGGCCUGGAGGAAGGCAGGAGGGUCAACAGCACCACUGCGCCGCAGGACCUGUCGGGGAACCUGACCUGCGCCUCCCCCCGCCACCUGGCCGGCCGGGCCGUGCGGUCGGUGAGCCUCGGCGACGCGUGCCGCCCCGCCGGCCUCACGGCGCUCUUCAUCGCCCUGCCUCUCCUCGUCCUCUCCGCCUUGGUGCUCUGCUGGUGCUGCGGGGGGAAGAGGAAAGAAGCGCCCGUGAGCGGCUCAAAGAGGAGAGCCGGCUGCAACGGCCAGAAGCACCGCGGCAAGCAGAAGGCGGGGAGCUGCGGCGGCGAGGGCGUCGCCAAGAACCAGCUGCCGCUGCGCCCGGCCUCCACCCUCCUGGGCAGCACCAGGGACAUCUACGAAGAGGUGGAGAUUAAGCUGGGCUCGGUGGAGUCCCUUCCACCGCAGCGACCGUCCUCCGGCGGUUCGGGCUCCGCGGAGGGGAAGCGCGGCGCCCGGGGCCCCGACGCGCCCGCUAAGGCGGACCUGGACUCGGUGAGCGUGACCGAGGUGAUGAAAGACUCGGCCGACAGGGAGAAGGCGUACCUGACCCAGUCGACGGAGUACUACAGCCUGGUGCCGGGCAUCGAGCUGGAGGACUCGGACCACGGCGAGUACGAGGACGUCAGCCUCUCGUGACGCCGCGUCGGAGGAACGACAAAUAGAUCAUUUCUUUUCUUAAUCUGCUCCUAAAUGUUAGUAAUGAGGUUGUUUUACCGUUUUAGUUCAUGUAGAUUU